Scatophagus argus is the source of this 2647-nucleotide messenger RNA. RefSeq names its product thymopoietin a (gene tmpoa). The transcript has 9 exons. NCBI's taxonomy places the organism in Eukaryota, Metazoa, Chordata, Actinopteri, Scatophagidae. The record is from RefSeq and is a predicted model, not a curated record. Bases 354 to 1910 code for a protein of 518 amino acids. Gene Ontology annotation, molecular function: DNA binding.
AUCUGUACAGGAAGUCACUUCCUGCCCGCGUCAACCCCAUGAGUAGCUGCAGCCUGUUCAUAGAUUUACUCAAAGCACUAACUUAAGGUCUGUUUCAUUUCUCCAUUAUUGUGCUUGGAGGAGGAAGUGGGAAUAACGACAGAAAACCAUCCUCGCUUCUUUUGUGUUUUUCUUUGAAACGCAGUUUUUUCAUCUCCCUAGCAAGUAUUUGUUUAACGAAUUAAAUCCAGUAAGAGGCGCUGGUUAGCCGUUCCGCUCUACUACACCUCCCCUCUGAUAAUUUAAUUUCUCGUCGGUGUUAGCUAGCUCCCUUACACAGGCGACGGCCACUGUCCCCCUACCCGCACGCCGACAUGCCGGAGUACCUGGACGACCCGUCUGUGCUCACCAAGGACAAGCUGAAGAGCGAGUUGCUGGCCAACAACGUGGAGCUUCCGAGCGGUAACCCGACCAAAGAUGUUUACGUGCAGCUUUAUCUGAAGAACCUAACCGCUCAGAACAACAAACAAGUCACGGCCACGACUCUGGAUGCCUUCUCAAGCGAUGAGGAGCUGCCGCCGCCCGUGGUCUCCAGCAGAAGUCGCUCCUCCGGCAGAAAAGCCACCAGGAAGACGGACAAGGUUCGGCCAAAUGAGCUUGAUGUGACCGUGUUGACCGACCAGGGCCUAAAGGACGAGCUGCUCAAACACGGAGUGGACGUGGGUCCGAUUGUGGCAUCCACUCGUAAAUUGUAUGAGAAGAAACUGCAGAAGCUGUUGGAUGAAGGUCCCGCACAGCCACCCCUGCCAGAGCUGGUCCUCACAGAGAUAGAAGUCAACCACAAUGGCAACUCUGAAUCCGACCUGUACAGUGACAAGGAGGAUGAAGUGACAGCAGAGCCAGAGCCAGAACCUGUGGCAGAACCUGAACCAGUUCCAGUAUUGGAGAGACCACUGAGGAGCCGAGGGAAGACGCCUGUCACCACCCGCACCCGCAGCAGCCAACACCAUCCGCAGAUUGUGCCUGAGGAUCUCAGGCCUGCAUUGACAGAUCAGUUUCAGUCUAACAGGAGGGUUCCCCAAAGGCUGGACAGUCCAGCUUGGACUGAACGUCCCUCCACGUCAUCCAGACCUGCUCAGUCAAAGAGCCCGUCUGAAGAACAGAGUCCACGACCAGCUGCCAAGCCAUCCGGGCUAACUGGAGUCAACCCGGUCACCUUUAGUCCCAUGUGUAAUAUCUCACCCAUUAAGAGAUAUGACGCAUAUGAAGCCAGCAGUGUCUCUGCGAGAGGGGAGGAGCGCGUCCCUCCAGAUGUCCCGCUGCAUAAACGGGGGCAGCAGAAAAUCACCAGCUUCCUGUCCACAUGCAGCCCUGUGAAGACGCUCAGCUGGACAUCCUCACUUUCCAAAGAUGUGUUAGUGAGACAGGUUGAGAAGAUCGCAGCCAGUGACGAAACCCUAAAGGUGGCGGAGAGCGAAGUCCUGAAGGAGCUGUUCCCCAAUGACAUCAACAGCCCAACAGGAAUCACCGCCACCUGUCGAAGACCCAUUAAAGGAGCUGCCGACCGUCCGGUGAAGUCCAGUGACCUGUGGAACAAUGAAAAUUUCCUUUUCUCUCCAAAAACCACCAAGACUACCAGCUCAUCCUCAUCCUACACAGAGAGCCGCACUGUCAACAGAGUCUCCGGCUUUCCUCCUUCCACCUCCUUGAACUCCUCUACCUCUGCCUCCUCUUUUUCCACUUCCGCCUCCAGGCCUCUGUCUGCAGCUCCACCUGCAGGUCAGACACACAGCAUGUCUCUUUGGAUAAAGCUGUUCCUGCUGGCCAUCCUGGCUACUUUCCUGUUCUUGAUUUACCAAGCCAUGGAGACCAACAGCAUCAAUCCUUUCGGUGGCCAGGACACAGGAGUGGACAGUCCCAGCACAGCAUAGAGAGCACAACCGAGUUCUGGUGGGGAAACAAAGACCUGCCUGCUUUGAAUUUGUUUAUUGUUUUUUUAAAAGUGUGAAUCUUCUUUGUAGCCAUUUUUUUUUCCCAUGGGCGCUGUGAAAUGACCUCUGACAUCCUCGCCCUUGUUGUUUUUUGUUUUUUUUUUCCUCAAUAUGUGAGCUUUUCUUUCCUUCAUUUUUAAAUCAGUUUUCAGUGAAACCCUGAGAAGUGACGCCGCCGGACACUUUCAGGGACGUCCAUGAUUUGAAAGAACAGUGCUGCCUCUGCUCAUCUUUGAUUCAGCCUGUGAGGUGAAGACAAAGACAGCCGGUCAGAAACACAAACGCAGUAGCUUUCAUAGAAAUAUGUGGACUAUGUUCAUUUUUUUUUUAUGUCAUACAUGCAUGGUGUGCAAGUGUGUGCGUAUAAGUGUGUGUGUUUGUAUUGAAUGUGUGGAUGAGAUUUUUUUUUUUUUCACACUUUGCUUUAGUGUCUUUCUCUGUCAUUAACAACUUUGAUGAUGGAGUUUGAAUCUGUCAUUUUGUUUUGUACUUUAUUUGACCAUCUUUGUUAAUGAGACAGGGAGGCUUGUUAUUAUAAUCCAAGUGAAUCUUCUUAGACUCUAAUAUUUUCUUAAUGUUCUCUUCUUAUGAAAGUGAAUGUCACUGUGUAUUCUACUUAAUUAUGUAUUCACUGUCACAAAUAUUGAAUAUCCACUCAAUAAACUAUUAUGAUGUUA